Messenger RNA from Linderina pennispora, 2035 nucleotides. RefSeq lists its product as uncharacterized. The transcript has a single exon. Lineage: Eukaryota; Fungi; Kickxellomycota; Kickxellomycetes; Kickxellales; Kickxellaceae. The coding region runs from base 179 to 1981 and encodes 600 amino acids. The record is from RefSeq and is a predicted model, not a curated record.
UUUGUAGAUAACCGAGCAGCUCAGAUUGAAAUGCACUUGUCAUAAUGGACUGGCUGGCGACUGCCACCUGCGCUCGUUUGGCCUGUUUAUCGCCAAUGCGCAAAACGAGAUCCAGCAUGCCGACCACGAUGCCAUUGAGGUUCUGCGUGGACCAGCCGAAGAGUGGGAUGCCGGGCGGAUGGUACGGCUGCGCGACACGGCAUGUUCAGGCGCACUGUCCAAGUACUGGACGAUCAUCGAGUUUAUGACCGUGGGCGAGGAAUCGCCGACCACCGCAGAAAACAACCAUCACUAUGUGGUCGUUGAGCGCAGCGAGGAUAGCUCUGUCAGAUGGGUGCAAGCCUGUGUGCACCCGCUGGAUUCGCAGCUAUUCGUUUGGCACAUCCGCGACAUUAGCGGCUCUGUGCGGUGUUUGGAGCUGUCCAAGCCAGGCACAGCCGGCGAAUAUACGGUAUCACUGGAGGCAGACGGCUACCCACACUCGAUUCUGCUGACGCAGUCGCCAGAGGCGCCUCCAUCGGCAGACCAGGAGGUGCGGGAUACGCUGGUGUCGCUGCUGGAGGAGACGCUGGCGAGCGAGUCCUUUUCAGUACUGCACCUGACGGGGUUUGGCGCCAUCGAUACAGUGUUUCCGCGGCGAAUGCUGGGGUGGAGCGAGGAGGAGCUUCUGGAGCGGUCUUUUGUCGGGCUGCUGGCGCGGCAGGACCGAGGGUUCUUUUGUCGGGCGCUGAAGAAGUGCUACAACGACGGUAUUCCGCAGCGGCUGAACAUCAAGGUGCUGGCAGGCGCUCAGACGGCGUACCUCGACUGCGACGUCACGGUGCUGAUGCCCGAUGCAGCACAGCAGCUGGUGCUGGUUGUUCGCGUGAAUGACCACCACAGCCAACCCGCAUUGUCCCGGCCUGCAAUGCGCAUGCUUCGGUGGUUGCAGGUGGAUUGUGCACAUCCCUGCUCCUCCCUGUCAGCAUCCUCGUCUCCUGGCCUGUCGACUUCAUCCUCAGUCAAUUCUACACCCGAGACCUCGCCCACCCUGACAGCAACCACUGCGAUGCCGCCGCAUAUGUUCCCACCCUUCAACCAGCACCCGCAGCCGCCGGCGGCUGCCCACAGCGAGCACGGGCGGAUUACGUCGAUCGAGCAGCCGCGUGCACCACCUCGUGCACAUCUGACUGAGCAGUCGCCAGCCUCGCUGCUUGGCCAAGCAGCAGGUGCCCAUGCCAUUGCACGCAGUAACCACAGCAGCGCGUCUAGUCGCGCUGCCUCUGUGCUGGGCGACUAUCCGGCUGCGCUGCCGGCGGUGCCGGACCACUCGCUGACGUCUCUGUCGCCGGUUUCCGACCAUGUUAUCAAUCCCCACAUUCCCCUGUCGCCCAUUGCAUCGUACAUGGGUGUCGAUGAUGAGGCGGAUUCGGACACGACGGCCGGAAGCGCGCGGCCCGUGCUCGGUCCAUCUUGCCCGCAAAACCCGCCACUCUCGUCGUCGCAGCAAGGGGAUUUCCCGAUGUUCGAAGGGGCCAACAUCAGCAUUGCCAUGAGCGAUAUAUUUAUCUGCCCGCCAUCACUGGACUCGGCCUUGCCGCAGGGUGCUGCUGAACGAGUCUCUUCAAUGAGCCCUGCGUCGACUCUGGCCUCAGGCAGGUCGCCAAGCAGCAGCAGCAACAGCAGCAGUGCGCCGCAUCAGCAGCAGCCACGGAGACAGCAACGGCAAAGCGGACCCAGUGUUGUCGACGAUGUGUUUGCGCCAUUGCUGGAGAAGAUCAAUCUGGGAUCCAUCCGCCCCCUGCACUUCAAUGAGGACGAGUCCGAUAUGGUGGAUACACGGAGCAACGCCGAGAGCACCCCGUCGUGGUUGGCCGGCGCUUCGGCUCAGAGCAGCAAGCCAGGAGGCUCGUUCAACGACCAUGCCGACAGCAUGGUGAUGCGCAACCAGCGGCCAAAGUAUCCAUCUGUGUCCCAGACCUCGAAGAAGGCAAAAACAUAGUAUACCCUCAUUGUACAUCAUCACUUUACGUUUACUUUUACAUCGCAUUAUCCU